CAUUCUAUUUCUCACCCCCACCUAAUUCCCAAAACCCCCUAAAACCUUUUUAGACCUUCAUUUCCUUCCUCUUCACAAUUUUCAUCACUUUCCCGAGAAAAUUCCAACCCCCUAAUCCAUGGCCGCUCGCCUCUCCCUCCGCUUCAGAUCCCAACUCCUCCGCACCACCACCACCACCCUUUUCCUCUCCCCCGUCAAAUCUCCACUGUCCAUUCCCAACGAGAUUCCUCUAUCCACCCUCCGAUUCCUCUCCACGGCCCGGCGACACCCGUCCCGACCCAAGACCGUAGACAUCGGCGCCCGGGCCCGCCAGCUCCAGACCCGGCGCCUCUGGACCUACGCGCUUACCUUCAGCUGCAUCGCCGGCUUCGUCGUCAUCGUCCUCAAUGGUUUCCAGGACCAGCUCGUCUUUUAUGUCACCCCCACCGACGCGCUCGAGAAGUACGCUGCGAACCCGUCCAAGACCAAGUUCCGAUUGGGUGGUCUCGUCCUCGAGGGAAGCGUGGUUCAGCCUGCCUCGUCGCCCGAGAUGGAGUUCGUGGUCUCCGACCUGAUCACCGACAUUCUGGUGAAGUACCAGGGCUCGUUGCCGGACCUGUUCCGGGAGGGACAUUCCGUGGUGGUGGAGGGGUUCAUUAAGCCCUUCACGGAGGAAGUUCGGCGGGAGGUCUCGGCCAAGAGCGUCUCCGGGAAGGCGAGGAGCGGCGAGUGCUACUUCUCGGCCACGGAGGUGCUGGCCAAGCACGACGAGAAGUACAUGCCCCAGGAGGUUGCCGCGCAGAUCGAGAAGAACAAGAAGAAGAUCGAGGGGGCGGCGCAGGAGGGAGUGAAAGAGUCGUAGGGAGAAUAAUGGGUAUGAUUCGGAUUUCGAUUUUUUUGCCUUUUUUUCUCGAGGAAAUUUUACAUUUUUGUGCUGGAUAUAGAGGAUAUAGGUGAAAAGGGGUAAUGGGUUUUUUAUGAUUGGAGAGUUGGAGAUUAGGGUAUACUGGAUUAUAUAUGUUGAGGAAGGGAUUGUUUUGACUAAUUGAGGCUUUUGAGAAUUCGAUUUUGUAUGUUGCAAAUUGCAACGCUAAACUCAUUGGUGAUCAUUUAUACGUUAUGUUUGGACGGAGCAAUGAAUAAAUUCAACUACGAAUAUGUAUUCUGUCCACAAUAACUUUGGCUUGUUAUGUAAUUUUGUUUUUGGAAAAUCUCUGAGAUGUUUUCUAAUGAA
This is a messenger RNA of Alnus glutinosa, 1213 nucleotides long. Its product is annotated as cytochrome c-type biogenesis protein CcmE homolog, mitochondrial. Lineage: Eukaryota; Viridiplantae; Streptophyta; Magnoliopsida; Fagales; Betulaceae. The transcript has a single exon. Bases 119 to 841 code for a protein of 240 amino acids. Gene Ontology annotation, biological process: cytochrome complex assembly; protein-heme linkage. Gene Ontology annotation, molecular function: heme binding. Gene Ontology annotation, cellular component: plasma membrane. The record is from RefSeq and is a predicted model, not a curated record.